AUGGCUAGCCAAGCAGCUCACCCGGGGACCCCAGCCCUUUUCACGCAGCCGCCGCCCAUCCGCGACCCGCUCGUGACAGAAACCACCGAUCUGCAGGACGCAACCCUCUCCAAAUGCCUGCCAUUCCUCAAAGGUAUCUCCGACCUCCAGAAGGGUCCUUUUAAUCCAUGCGGUGUACCUGCCCUGCAACGCGACGAUCAUGUCGAAUACCUCUAUGAUUCCUUGGAAGACUAUCCCGCCGGCUUCGUCGCCAUGGACUCUAGCCGCCCCUGGAUGAUCUACUGGGGGUUGGCAGGAUUAACACUUCUGGGGAAGAUCGUGAUUGCAUCAAUUCGGCCCAUGCAGAAUCCCACGGGUGGCUUUGGUGGCGGCCAUGGUCAAAUAUCUCAUCUCGCUAGUAGCUAUGCAGCCGUUCUGUCGCUCGCAAUGGUCGGGGGGGCGGACGCCUUCGCAUUGGUGGAUCGACAGACAAUGUGGCAAUGGCUGGGUCGCUUGAAGCAGGCCGAUGGAGGAUUUCGCGUUUGCGAAGGCGGGGAAGAGGACGUGCGCGGCGCAUACUGCGCAUCAGUCAUUAUAUCGCUCUUAAAUCUGCCCCUGGGCUUGCCUCCUACCUCCGAGGCUCGACUCGCGGGCUUUGACAAUCUUACAGAUGGCCUUGGGGAAUAUCUGUCACGAUGCCAGUCUUUUGAAGGCGGUAUCUCGGGGAGCCCCGGUGUUGAAGCGCAUGGUGCUUACGCUUUCUGUGCAUUGGCAUGUCUUUCCAUUUUGGGUCCUCCCGAAAAGACCAUUGCAAAGCACAUGAAUUUACCCCUACUGUUGUCUUGGCUAUCUGCACGUCAGUAUGCCCCAGAGGGUGGGUUUUCCGGACGUACCAACAAGCUCGUCGACGGUUGUUACAGUCACUGGGUUGGCGGAUGCUGGCCACUGUUACAAUCUGCAUUGGAUGGCAAGCCUCAAUCUGCCAGUGCACCGUCCAUGACGGUUGGCAGUCUGUUCAGUCGCGAGGGAUUGGACCGAUAUAUUCUCGCGUGCUGCCAACACCCCCAAGGAGGUCUCCGCGAUAAGCCUGGAAAGCAUGCGGAUGCUUACCACACCUGCUACGUUCUCACGGGCUUGAGCGCAACACAACACCACCAUUAUCGCACGGACUCCAGCCCCUGUGCCAACAAGAAUUUCUCCUCGGCAUUUUCAUGGCAGUCGAAACCAACUGGCGCCGAGGAAAAUGUAUUUGAGAAAAGCGACCGAUUAACGGCGUUCCACCCCAUCUAUGUAAUCCCGCACCAAGCUGCCGAAAAGAUGCGGCUCUGGUAUGAAGCGGAACCCUUUGCAACCUAG
Molecule: messenger RNA, 1335 nt
Organism: Penicillium manginii
Lineage: Eukaryota; Fungi; Ascomycota; Eurotiomycetes; Eurotiales; Aspergillaceae
Product: CAAX farnesyltransferase subunit beta RAM1
Exons: 7
Coding region: 1-1335 (444 amino acids)
Biological process (GO): protein farnesylation
Cellular component (GO): protein farnesyltransferase complex
Molecular function (GO): protein farnesyltransferase activity
Source: RefSeq, a predicted model, not a curated record